Molecule: messenger RNA, 1272 nt
Organism: Procambarus clarkii (red swamp crayfish)
Lineage: Eukaryota; Metazoa; Arthropoda; Malacostraca; Decapoda; Cambaridae
Source: RefSeq, a predicted model, not a curated record
AUGUGGGCUGCGUGUCCCUGUGCCCCUUCGGAAGUGCCUUCCCUGGCCUCUGUCACCGUCACCUUCCCCAGCCCCUGUCACCGUCACCUUCCCCAGCCUCUGUCACCGUCACCUUCCCCAGCCUCUGUCACCGUCACCUUCCCCGGCCUCUGUCACCUUCCCUGGCCUCUGUUACCGUCACUUUCCCCGGCCUCUGUCACCGUCACCUUCCCCGACCUCUGUCACCGUCACCUUCCCCGGCCUCUGUCACCGUCACCUUUCCCGGCCUCUGUCACCGUCACCUUCCUCAGCCUCUGUCACCGUCACCUUCCCCAGCCUCUGUCACCGUCACCUUCCCCGGCCUCCGUCACCUUCCCUGGCCUCUGUUACCGUCACUUUCCCCGGCCUCUGUCAACGUCACCUUCCCCGACCUCUGUCACCGUCACCUUCCCCGGCCUCUGUCACCGUCACCUUUCCCGGCCUCUGUCACCGUCACCUUCCCCGACCUCUGUCACCGUCACCUUCCCCGACCUCUGUCACCGUCACCUUCCCCGACCUCUGUCACCGUCACCUUCCCCGGCCUCUGUCACCGUCACCUUUCCCGGCCUCUGUCACCGUCACCUUCCCCGGCCUCUGUCACCGUCACCUUCCCCGGCCUCUGUCACCGUCACCUUCCCCGGCCUCUGUCACCGUCACCUUCCCCGACCUCUGUCACCGUCACCUUCCCCGGCCUCCGUCACCGUCACCUUCCCCGACCUCUAUCACCGUCACCUUCCCCGGCCUCUGUCACCGUCACCUUCCCCGGCCUCUGUCACCGUCACCUUCCCCGGCCUCUGUCACCGUCACCUUUCCCGGUCUCUGUCACCGUCACCUUUCCCGGUCUCUGUCACCGUCACCUUCCCCGGCCUCUGUCACCGUCACCUUCCCGGCCUUUGUCACAGUCACCUUCCCCGGCCUCUGUCACCGUCACCUUCCCCGGCCUCUGUCACCGUCACCUUCCACGGCCUCUGUCACCGUCACCUUCCACGGCCUCUGUCACCGUCACCUUCCCCGGCCUCUGUCACCGUCACCUUCCCCGGCCUCUGUCACCGUCACCUUCCCCGGCCUCCGUCACCGUCACCUUCCCCGGCCUCCGUCACCUUCCCCUUCCCCGGCCUCCGUCACCUUCCCCGGCCUCUGUCACCGUCACCUUCCACGGCCUCCGUCACCGUCACCUUCCCCGGCCUCCGUCACCUUCCCCGGCCUCUGCUUAGUGCCCUUAUCGUAAUGGGUCCAAGACAGCUGACGGAAUGA